GGCGUUGUGGGGUGCCGCGUCGGGGACCCCGGCCUGGGUCCGUUGGGGUGCCGCGCCGGGGAGCCCGGCCUGGGUCCGGUGGGGUGCCGCGCCGGGGAGGACUAUAGAGUUAGGAGAAGCUGCGUGGGUUUAUCUGAGUCAAGAGGAAGCGGUGUGAAUAUUGGGUCACCGGGGAGUGAAGAGAUCGAGUUGUCAGCAGCGCCUACCGAGCUCACAGCAGGGCAGAGUUCGGACACUGAUGCUUUAGGGGUCUGCAGCACGGACGGCGAUGCAGAGGAAGACGGGGUGGAUGACCAAUGUGAGAAGCUACAGGAGUUUUGGAUGAAAUGUGAUUACUUUGCCGCCGAUGACACUCAGCUCACUUUGUUUCAAGGAGACAAGGUGUCUCUAAUCAAUGUGGUGACACCAGAUUGGUGGUGGGUUGUACACGAUGGCAGUUAUGGUUAUGUACCGUCUGAUUGUUUGAGCGAGACAGAUACUGAAGAAGUGGAUGACCCGUGGCAGGAUGAUGAAUACUAUGGAAGCUACCAGACUCUGAAGCUGCACUUGGAAAUGCUGUCUGAUGUUCCACGGACCGAGACAUAUCGAGAAGUCAUAAAGCGCAACAGAGCGUCUCUGUUAGGCAAGCACAUCCUGGAUUUGGGUUGUGGAACUGGGAUCAUAAGCUUAUUUUGUGCACAGCUGGCUCAGCCAAAGGCAGUGUAUGCAGUGGAAGCGAGCAAGAUUGCACAACAGACACGCAGGCUAAUAGAAAAAAAUGGAUUUUCUAACGUUGUGCAUGUUAUUGACCAACGAGCAGAAGAAAUGGAACUACCUACCAAAGUGGAUGUCCUUGUGUCCGAAUGGAUGGGAACCUGUUUACUUUUUGAAUUCAUGUUGGAGUCCGUUCUCCUAGCACGUGACUUCUGGCUAAAGGAGGAUGGUGUGAUGUGGCCAAGCACAGCGUCCAUUCACUUGGUACCAUGUAGUGCAGCCAGGGAAUAUGCCGGUAAAGUUCUCUUCUGGGAUUCUCGGUACCAGCUGGACUUCAGUCCAUUACAGUCACUUGCUGUGAAAGAAUUCCUUUCAAAACCUAACCCAGACUAUGUGCUGCAGCCUGAAGACUGCCUGUCCGAUCCCUGCAUUUUACUGGAUGUUAAUCUGAGGACCCUGCAGAUCGCUGAUCUGGAGCGAAUGAGCGGCAAUUUCACUUUCUGUGUAAAAAAUGAUGGCAUCUUUCAUGGAUUCACUGCUUGGUUCAGUGUCCAGUUCCAAAAUAUUGAGGACAAGGGAUGGCUUGAACUGAAUACUGGACCCUUCAACAUGCUCACUCACUGGAAGCAUACACUCUUCAUGCUGGAUGAACCAGUGCAUGUGCAUAAAGGGGAUAGAAUCAGAGGCACUGCCUUGUUCCAAAGAAAUCCUGUAUGGAGGCGUCAUAUGUCUGUCACAUUGAGUUGGGAAAUCACAAGCGAUGCACAUGACGUUCCAUACGAGGUCGGCUGCAAGAAAUUUCCAAUGUGGAGAUGAGCCUUUUAAAGAAGCAUUUUUUUUGGUUAAAUACAAGAAGUGUGCUGCAUUGUAUCCAAGAGACACCUAUAGAAUCAUACCCUUUCCAUAUGGAUUACUAAUAUAGUUAUUUAACGUUUUUGCCCCGUUUAUUACAAGGAUUUGCUGUUCCUCAUACGUUUCUGUACCUACUAACACAAACCAAAGAGAUGUUUUUAAAAUGUUUAAUGUGCUUUUGUCCAUUCUUUAUCACAUGUAACAUUGCCGGGCUUUGUAAUGCUUUAAUGCAUUGCCAAAGUUAUGUUUUGGUUUUUUUUUUUUUAACUAUAAAAACUACAGUGUUAAAAUUAAAGUGGUCCUGUCCCCUGAUGGAGAACCAGCAGGAAUUUCCUUUUAGCUUGAUGCAUUUAAUAAAUUACACAGCGUCUGUACAUAA
Molecule: messenger RNA, 1924 nt
Organism: Spea bombifrons (plains spadefoot toad)
Lineage: Eukaryota; Metazoa; Chordata; Amphibia; Anura; Pelobatidae
Gene: PRMT2
Product: protein arginine methyltransferase 2
Exons: 9
Biological process (GO): peptidyl-arginine methylation
Cellular component (GO): nucleus
Molecular function (GO): protein binding; protein-arginine N-methyltransferase activity
Source: RefSeq, a predicted model, not a curated record